Aspergillus alliaceus is the source of this 837-nucleotide messenger RNA. Its product is annotated as thiol methyltransferase. The transcript has 4 exons. Lineage: Eukaryota; Fungi; Ascomycota; Eurotiomycetes; Eurotiales; Aspergillaceae. Bases 1 to 837 code for a protein of 278 amino acids. Gene Ontology annotation, molecular function: S-adenosylmethionine-dependent methyltransferase activity. The record is from RefSeq and is a predicted model, not a curated record.
AUGACGCUGCCAAUCAACCAAAAAGCUUCAGAAGGACGGUCUUGGAUCGUCAAUCACUUUGCCGAACGGAAAGUGCAGGAUCAUGGCGCGGCGUGGGCUGCCCUCUGGGAUGCACAAAACAACGACAUGUGGGAUCGGGGAAAGCCUUCGCCAGCAUUGAUCGACCUUGUUGAACAACGAGAGGAUCUAUUCCAGCCUCUCGCGGCUGACGGUCGGCGUAAGAAGGUGCUAGUUCCGGGUUGCGGACGUGGUUACGAUGUAGUCAUGUUGGCGCUACAUGGCUUUGACGCGUAUGGGGUGGAGAUAUCUGCAACUGGAGUUGCAACAGCCCAGAGUUACGCCUCUGAGGAACUGCAAAAACCGCAGGCGUACAACUUUGGAAAACAGAGAAGUGGCUCGGCCAGUCCAGGCAAUGUCACUUUUAUUGAGGGCGAUUUUUUCAAGUCCGACUGGGAACUAAAUGCUCUGAAAGGUGGAGAAGCCCUCUUUGACAUAAUUUAUGACUAUACGUUCCUCUGCGCCCUGCACCCCGAUAUGCGCCGGCAAUGGGCUGCACGCAUGGCAGGGCUUCUGCGGGACGAUGGUUACCUAGUUUGCCUUGAAUUUCCGCUGUACAAGGAUCCAGCACUCCUUGGGCCCCCAUGGGGCUUGCAGGGGGUACACUGGGAUCUGCUGGCGCGAGGUGGCGAUGGCGUCCCCAAUAGCGGUACAGCCCCCGAGAUCACAGAGGCUGACCAGCUUAGUGGUCGGUUCAAAAGAGUACUAUAUAUAAAGCCCGCUCGGUCAUAUGAAGUUGGACAAGGGACGGACAUGCUGAGUGUUUAUGCGCGAAAGUAG